Messenger RNA from Phyllotreta striolata, 1323 nucleotides. The record is from the annotation of a GenBank genome assembly. NCBI's taxonomy places the organism in Eukaryota, Metazoa, Arthropoda, Insecta, Coleoptera, Chrysomelidae.
AGAAAACAUUAUUUUUUUCAUACCAUGCCUUUUAAUUAUUAUACAAUCACAAAACAUGCCAUAAUAACACAACAUUGGGUAGCUGAAUGCCUACAAGAUUAAAGCUCAAAAAAAAAAGGAAGAAGUUACCUGUCACAUUUUUAGGUUAUAUUAUGAAUCAACUCAAAUACCUAUAAACUUUUAUUUAUUACAAUCCAAUAUUAAUAAAUAAUGGUUAUCGCUUUGGGAUUCGAGGGAAGCGCUAAUAAACUAGGUAUAGGCGUAAUCAAAAAUGGCAAAGUGUUAUCGAAUUGCCGGCGAACGUACAUUACACCGCCGGGUGAAGGUUUUCUACCCAAAGAAACGGCGCAGCAUCACAGAGAAAACGUACUGAUCGUUCUAAAAGAGGCCUUAGAAGAAUCCCAGGUAAAGCCCGAAGAUAUAGACGUUAUCUGCUAUACAAAAGGACCCGGUAUGGGAGCUCCUCUAGCCACUGUAGCAGUGGUUGCGAGGACUGUUGCUCGAUUGUGGAACAAGCCUAUACUGGGAGUCAACCACUGCAUAGGACAUAUUGAAAUGGGUAGGUUGAUAACAGGCGCAAAUAAUCCCACUGUAUUGUAUGUUAGCGGAGGUAACACGCAAGUAAUAGCAUACGCUCGAAAGAAAUAUAGGAUAUUCGGUGAGACGAUAGACAUAGCAGUGGGCAAUUGCUUAGACAGAUUCGCCAGGGUUAUCAAGAUAUCCAACGACCCAAGCCCCGGCUACAACAUAGAACAACUAGCCAAGAAAGGCUCGAAACUAGUCCAAUUGCCUUACUGCGUUAAAGGAAUGGACGUAAGCUUCUCCGGAAUCUUAUCCUUUAUGGAAGAAAAAACCGAGCAACUUUUGAAAGAAGGCUACACCCCCGAAGAUCUCUGUUUCUCAUUACAAGAAACGAUUUUCGCUAUGCUGAUAGAAACCACCGAAAGGGCCCUGGCUCACUGCAAUUCGAACGAAGUGCUAAUCGUAGGCGGCGUGGGUUGUAACCUGAGACUGCAGGAAAUGAUGGGCAUCAUGUGCAACGAGAGAAACGCCCGGCUAUUUGCGACAGACGAACGGUUUUGCAUCGACAACGGCAUCAUGAUUGCGCACGCAGGAGCGGAAAUGUUCGCGGCAGGCGUAAGAACUAAGUGGCAGGAUUCGUUUAUAACGCAAAGGUACAGGACCGAUGAGGUGGAAACGGUUUGGAGAACUGAUUGAAUUUGAAUAUUUUCAAUGAUAAAUGUCUCGAUAAGUUCGAGUUUGAAUUAAUCUUGUUCGUUUUAUAUCUAGAAUUAAUAAUUUUAAUAAAAUAUGAAAUUUUCG